AUGAGUUUCAGCUUAGAACAGGUUGUUGGUUUCAAGAUUAAAGUAACAAAUGUGUUGGAUAACGUGACGCAUGGUAAAAUAUACGCCUAUGACUCUGUAAAUAACACAUUAACCCUGGUUAGCAAUAAGCGAAACCAAAAUCCGACUUUUGAUAUCAUUAAGACCUCAUUCAUUAAGCAAAUAGAAGUUUGUGGAGAUCGUCCUGCUAGCCUUGGUUUUAAGAGAGAUGCUAUUAAACCAACUCAUGUAAACAUUAAAAGGGUUACAGAUACUUUAAAAGAUAAGAUAGCAGAAGCUAGGAAGAAGGAAGAAUUAAUAGGUAAGGGAACAACUCCUGAAGGUCAGCUGGUUUUCGAUAGUGUACAUAAGACUGUAUCGGACACCAGAUGGCAGGGUAAAUCGAUUAUUGUGUUAGAUGAGCUUGAAAUAACGCCUCCUUAUACGUUGGCAGACAUUAAAAGUAUAAAUAAUAAGGAAGCUCAUUCAAAAGGACUGGUUUCGAUGAUUGUGGACAAUACGUGGAAGAAGAUAGAGGCUCAGAAGAAAGGUGGCUGA
Messenger RNA from Eremothecium sinecaudum, 555 nucleotides. RefSeq names its product Lsm12p (gene LSM12). The coding region runs from base 1 to 555 and encodes 184 amino acids. The record is from RefSeq and is a predicted model, not a curated record. The transcript has a single exon. NCBI's taxonomy places the organism in Eukaryota, Fungi, Ascomycota, Saccharomycetes, Saccharomycetales, Saccharomycetaceae.